UAUUUCAAUUGCAAUCACUACUGGACUUAAUGUUAAGUCGAAAUCGGAAUAAAAGGCCGGAAUGUCGGGAAGUAUUGGCUAAACAUAACGAGUGGUCUAUCGAUAAGAAUAUUCUCCAAAAUGAUAUCGAAUUUGAAUAUAUUUUAAAUAGACUUAAAUCUAAUCGAAACUCUUUUUUCUAUGAGUUUUUAAAUGGAAUGUAUACUAAAGUAACUAUAAAUGGGAAUAGUUUUCAAGACUUUUCGAAAAUUGGAAAUGGGGGCUUUGGGGAAGUGUUCAAGGUGAAAUAUAAUUAUAAUCUUAUGGAGUACGCAUUGAAACGAAUUGGAUUUGAAGAUUUUACUGAAAUUCAAUUGAAAACUAUUUCCCGAGAAGUGGAGGGCCUGUCGAAAGUUAGCUCACAAUACAUUGUCCAGUAUUACGACUCGUGGAUCAAAAAUAAGUGUCAAUUCAUUGUAAUGGAGUUGUGUUCGCAAAAUCUUAUGAAUAUUCUUGAAGCCAAACCACAUGCAUUUGGUCGACAACCUGGAGAUCUCAUAAAUUUAGUCGAGAACGGCAGGUUUAUUAAGUUAUGUGACUUUGGUUUGGCUACAGUUCACGACAAAUAUAUUACAAACACCAAAGAGGUAGGGGAUGUUCGCUAUAUGGCACCGGAAGUAAUGCAGGGUCGUAGUCAAGACAUAUAUCCAGCUGCACAUGAAAUAUUGAACUUAGAACUAUUGAAGGUAGUUAAUUUGCAUAAAAUAUUGGACUCGAUGUUUGUCACGAAAUUAUGGCCUCAAAGACCCGAAUGUCGGGAAGUGUUGGCUAAACAUAAGGAGUGGGCUAUCGAUCGCAAUAUUAUUACAAAUAAUAAUGAAAUUGAUUUACUCAUAAAGAAGCUGAAAGAAAAUGAAAAUACAUUUUUCUAUCAAUUUCUAAUAUACUUCUUGAAAUAA
Molecule: messenger RNA, 938 nt
Organism: Oppiella nova
Lineage: Eukaryota; Metazoa; Arthropoda; Arachnida; Sarcoptiformes; Oppiidae
Source: the annotation of a GenBank genome assembly